AUGAAGCUGAUGACAUCGCUGGUGAGGGUGGCACUGGGCGUGAGCCUGCACAAAGACAACAACCAGCGGCAGUAUGAGGCCGAGAGGAGCAAGGGGCCGAGCCGCAGGGCCACGGACAAGUUAGAGGCACUGCUGGAGAAGCGCAGGGAGCUUCUGGAACAGCAGGAGGAGAUCGAGAACAUGAUGAACGCCAUCUUCAAAGGGGUCUUUGUGCAUCGGUACAGGGACCUGGUGCCUGAGAUCCGGGCCAUCUGCAUUGAGGAGAUGGGGAACUGGAUGCAGAGCUACAGCGCCUCCUUCCUGACAGACAGCUACCUCAAAUACAUCGGCUGGACCCUGCACGACAAGCAGCGGGAGGUGCGGCUCAAGUGCCUGAAGGCCCUGCAGGGGCUGUACCGCAGCCGGGAGAUGGCUGCUCGCAUGGAGCUCUUCACCAGCCGCUUCAAGGGUCGCAUGGUGUCCAUGGUCCUGGACAAAGAACCCGACGUGGGUGUGGAGGCCGUCAAGCUGCUGACCUUGAUCCUGCAGAACAUGGAGGAGAUGCUGACAGAUGAGGACUGUGAGGCCGUUUACCCCGUGGUGUAUGCUUCCAACCGGGCGCUGGCUGCUGCCGCCGGGGAGUUUCUUUACAAGAAGCAGUUUGACCUGGAUUGGGAAGCCGGGAAGGAGAAGGGGCGCCGUGGGGGGAGCAGGGACUUCUUCAGGCUGCUGCUGGCUUUCUUUAUCGAGAGCGAGCUCCACGAGCAUGCGGUGUACCUGGUGGACAGCUUGUGGGACUGUGCUGCCCCCCUGCUGAAGGACUGGGAUGGCCUGACGCACCUGCUGCUGGAAGAGUCCCCGGAGGAGGGCUGGGGCGACCAGCAGGAAAAUGCCCUGAUUGAGAUCCUGGUCUCCAGCAUGCGUCAGGCCACGGAGGGGAAGCCACCCGUUGGCAGGGGCCCUGGCAAGAAGGUGCUCUCAGCGCGGGAGCGGAAGGCCCAGGAGGACGACAGGGAGAAACUCACUCAGUACCUCAUCCCGCUGCUGCCCCAGCUGCUGGCCAAGUUCUCAGCUGAUGCGGAGAAGGUGGCGCUCCUGCUGGCCGCUCCGCGCUACUUCAACCUCAGCCUCUACAGCAGUGGGCGGCUGGAGAAG
Messenger RNA from Terrapene triunguis (Three-toed box turtle), 1134 nucleotides. RefSeq names its product cohesin subunit SA-3-like. Gene Ontology annotation, cellular component: cohesin complex; chromatin; nucleus. Lineage: Eukaryota; Metazoa; Chordata; Testudines; Emydidae. Gene Ontology annotation, biological process: sister chromatid cohesion. The record is from RefSeq and is a predicted model, not a curated record. Gene Ontology annotation, molecular function: chromatin binding. The transcript is spliced from 11 exons. The annotation marks the transcript as partial.